GCGGAAGUAAACAGAAGACGGGCUGCUGUUUACGUUACCUGCAGGUAACCGUUCUCUUAAUACAUCCAUGCAGGUAACAGGUUAGUAAGUUAGGGAGGUUAGUUCAUCUGUAAAACUUGAAUACGUGUAAUUAAACAACAAUGUCUUCAGUUGAGCAUCUGAGACAGUUUGUCAACGAGCGACUGACGGCUGCUGCUGAAGAAAUAUUCGGAGUUUUAAUAAAUACUAUCGUCAAGUACGAGGAAGAGAUAACCCGUCAGCGCAGACGGUUGGACGUCGUUUGGAAACCUGAAAUAAAAUUACACAGGAUCAAAGAACUCCCACAGCAACAUGUCUGUAAGGAGGAGGAGGAGGAGGAGGAGGGUGCGAUUCAGGAGAGGAGCUCCAGUCUGGACCAGGAGGAGCCAAAGCCUCCCCAGAUUAAACAGGAACAGGAGGGACUCUGCACCAGUCAGGAGGGAGAGCAGCUCACACUGAAGCAGGAGACUGACGUCUUAAUGUUGACUCCUACUCACAGUGAAGAUCAGACUCUGAACUGGGAUCCUGAUGACCCUCUCGGUGCAGCAGAGGAAGAGUCUGCAGUCAACAUGCCAGUUAUAGCCUCUGUGGUGUCCGAAGCACACAGUGACCCACAGCUCCGCUCUCACAACUCUCAGGAAGCUGAGAGCAAAAACCAGGGAGGAGGCGAGCAUGGAGAGUCGGGAUCAACUAGAAAAGCAGAGCCCAAACCAAAUAGAAGACGUCACAAAAGCAACAGCCACACCAACAAUGUCAACAACCCUAACUUGUUAAAGAUUCACCGUAAUACUGACACAGAACUCCCACAGCAACAUGACUGUAAGGAGGAGGAGGAGGAGGAGGGUGCGAUUCAGGAGAGGAGCUCCAGUCUGGACCAGGAGGAGCCAAAGCCUCCCCAGAUUAAACAGGAACAGGAGGGACUCUGCACCAGUCAGGAGGGAGAGCAGCUCACACUGAAGCAGGAGACUGACGUCUUAAUGUUGACUCCUACUCACAGUGAAGAUCAGACUCUGAACUGGGAUCCUGAUGACCCUCUCGGUGCAGCAGAGGAAGAGUCUGCAGUCAACAUGCCAGUUAUAGCCUCUGUGGUGUCCGAAGCACACAGUGACCCACAGCUCCGCUCUCACAACUCUCAGGAAGCUGAGAAAAUCACAACUCCAAAAGGAGGCGAGAAGAGAAGACGUGACAAAAGCAACAGUCAAACUAUGAAUGUCAACAACCCUAACUUGUUAAAGACUCACCGUAAUACUGACACAGGUAAAACGUCUUUUAAUUGUGACACAUGUGGGAAAGGUUUUAAGUAUAAUUCACUAUUGCAGAGACACGCGAUGAUCCACACGGAUGAGAAGCCGUAUUCUUGCCAAACGUGUGGAAAAGAUUUCAGACAUCACAGUCACUUGUUGGCCCACGUGAAAACCCACACGGGUGAGAAGCUGUAUUCCUGCAAAACAUGUGGGAGAGCUUUUAUAUGUAGUAGUGUACUGAAAAAUCCACACGAGAAUCCACACAGGCGAGAAGCCGUAUUCUUGCAAAACGUGUGGGAAACAUUUCAGAAGUAACGGGGAUUUGACAGUCCACAUGAGAACCCACACUGGCGAGAAGCCGUUCCCUUGCAAGACCUGCUGGAAAAGAUUCAAUUCCAUGUCGGACACGAAUAGGCACACGAGAACCCACGCAAGCGGUGACGGCCAUUUGAAUCAACACAAGUGAGGAGCCACGUGAAUGCAGCACUUUUCUCAAACCUCAUACCUGACAAAACAAUCAAUAAACAGGACAAAGGUUGUAGCCAGUCCCUCUCACCCCGGACACAAACUGGUUGAACCCCUCCCCCCUCUGGCGGGAGGCUGUACUCCAUCAGGACCAAAACCUCCCGCCAUUAAAAACAGUUUCAUCCCCUCAGCAGUCAGCCUCACCAACAAGGCCCCGGGCCCCCACUGACAUUGAACCUUAGACCUACAUCCUGUCCUCUGCACAGUCUAUAUAUCUUAUUCCCAGUUAUAUAUAUUGUUCUUAAGAUAUAUUAUUUCUUUUCUUAUUUGUCAAGCAAUUUGAUUAUGUUUACAUUCUUGUCUUUUCAUAGUCAUAG
Molecule: messenger RNA, 2104 nt
Organism: Perca flavescens (yellow perch)
Lineage: Eukaryota; Metazoa; Chordata; Actinopteri; Perciformes; Percidae
Product: zinc finger protein 883
Exons: 3
Coding region: 141-1577 (478 amino acids)
Biological process (GO): regulation of transcription by RNA polymerase II
Cellular component (GO): nucleus; chromatin; transcription regulator complex
Molecular function (GO): DNA-binding transcription factor activity, RNA polymerase II-specific; RNA polymerase II cis-regulatory region sequence-specific DNA binding
Source: RefSeq, a predicted model, not a curated record